This is a messenger RNA of Paraphaeosphaeria sporulosa, 1281 nucleotides long. RefSeq lists its product as uncharacterized. The record is from RefSeq and is a predicted model, not a curated record. Lineage: Eukaryota; Fungi; Ascomycota; Dothideomycetes; Pleosporales; Didymosphaeriaceae. The transcript has 2 exons. The coding region runs from base 197 to 1126 and encodes 309 amino acids.
GCAUACGCGCCAAGACCGCAAGCGUGCCGGCCCGUUGGGCAAGAUCUAGACUCGCAAUUGCAUUCCCUCUCCACCUGUCAGACGGCCGCAACGCUUCCUCCACUGCUCCCUCUUCGGUCAGACCACCAGAUAAUUUUCCGUCAGCCAGCCAAGAAGUACAGGCCCCUGAACAUCCACAGGACCCCGCCGCUUAAGCAUGAACCACACGGCGGGGCUCGCGGAGGGCGGAGCGGGCGCGCUCCCAGGGAGGAAACUGCUCGCGCUACUGCCGCUGGGCGUCAGUCAGGUGCCCCGACACCCGGAGUUGAAACACGAGCAGCACAGUCCGCCUGGUGUUGGAGCGUUUGUCACACAAUGCCUACAUGAGGCGAAUGAGGAGGACUUUAGCUCGUUUCAGAGGAUGGGGGAGGCGAGGGAGAGCGUGCCAGGUGCCGGGGCCGUUGUCAUCGAGAAGCUGAAGAAGAAGGACAAGGUUGAGGGCACGUGGUUUGCGCGUCGGAGUUUCCAUGGGGAGGUGAGCUAUGAAGAGCUGGAUGAGGUGCUGCGGAAGAACCAUGAGCGGAAUGAGAUGGAGUAUACGCCGGCGAUUUAUGAUGUUAACACGUUGUUGGAGUGGCACGUGGAGGAGGAGAUUGAGGGGGUGAGGGAUGUGAAUAUUAGGAUAACACAGAUGCAUCACAGCAUGCCAGCUCCCGCCAUCCUCAGCGAUCGUGUCUUCACCGUUCUCCUGGUCUCAUUCAUCCCCACUCAGCCAGCCCCUGGAACCCUCGCUCAGUCAAUCGAUGUCCAGCUUCCUAUCAGCCUCGCGACAUUCCCACCCACUAUUAGAGAACGCUCCCAUGUCCACGUCGUCAAUGCAAAGCACAUGUACAAGAGCCCUGCGACCGGAACCCCCAUUCAAAAGAAGCAAGACGGCAGGAAGGUCAUCGAGGGGAGGUACGUGAGUUUGGAGAAGAUUGCCAAGGUGGAGAAGGAUGGAAAGACAGUCGCUAAGUGGGAGAUGGCGACUGACAGCGAUGCGGAGGGGUCACUGCCGAUGUCGAUGCAGAAGCUUGGUGUUCCAAAUGCGAUUGUGAAGGAUGUGCCGCUGGCUAUCGAGUAUGUCAUCAAGCAAAGAGGGCAGUAGAGAAUUCGGAUGUGGACCAGAUGCACGGAGCCUGCUUCAAGAUAGGGUAGCAUGUAGUAGCUUGGAGUCAUUGGGGGCUGUGCGAUCGGUCCCUAUAAUUGUAAUUUGGGUUUUGGAACGGUACAGUCACAAAAGCAAUGGUCAUAAUCAAGCCA